AUGCGGGGGCGCGGACUCCUGCCCAUCGUGCCGGGGGCGUGGGGCGUCGUGUUCGUGCCGAUCACGAGCGCAGAGCCGGAGCUGUGGGAACUGGAGCUGCGGGGCCUCGACGCGCUGUUGCACAAGCCAACGGACGACAUGGUGGCGACGCUCGACGGCGGGGACCGCGGCGGGCAGCUGCGUGUUGAUUUCUCGCAGGCAUCGCUGCAACUGGCAGAGACGGCCCACCGCUUGGACAUCGCGGUCAUCGACGACAUCGCCGCUCUGCGCGUCGUUUCCGAUAGGUGGACGACCCACGCGGCGCUCGCGGACCUCGGCGAGGCGACGACGUUCGACGGCCGCCGGAUUCAAGUCCCUCGCGCCGUGCUGCUGCCGGACCUCUCGCCUGCGUCGGUCCAGACCAUCACACACGUCUCCUUCCCCUGCAUACUGAAACCCCGCGUCGCCUGCGGCCCCGACGCUGCCCACGAGCUCGCGAUCGUACCGUCCGAAGCAGCAGCCCUGGCAGCCGGAGGGGGCCCGGUGCCGCUCCCGUGCGUCGCCCAGCAGUACGUGCGGCACCGCGGCACUGUCCACAAAGUCUACUGCGGCGUCGUGCCGGACAAGGACGGCUCACCGGCGUGCCGCAUCGCGGUGCAGCCUCGGAUGUCUUCGCCGCCGGCCGAGUCCGUGGAGCAGGGGGCCGUGUUGCGAUUCCACAGCCUGAGAGACAUGCCGAAAGGGGAGGUAGUGCAGGAGGGGGGUCUGGACGAGGAGCUGUGCGUGAUCGCGGCUCGGAGGCUGGCGCAGCGCCUGCAGCUGCGGCUGUUUGGGUUCGACGUAGUGGUCGAGGACGGCGGCGCGCACUUCAUCGUCGAUGUCAACUUCCUGCCGUCACUCAAGGGGGUGCACGGGGCCGCGGAGAUCGUGGACGGCGCGGUGGCCCUCGCCAUCAGGGAACACGAACAGCGCAAGAGAGCGCGCGACGGCCCGUGA
Molecule: messenger RNA, 975 nt
Organism: Pedinophyceae sp. YPF-701
Lineage: Eukaryota; Viridiplantae; Chlorophyta; Pedinophyceae
Source: the annotation of a GenBank genome assembly